This is a messenger RNA of Populus euphratica (Euphrates poplar), 1181 nucleotides long. RefSeq lists its product as uncharacterized. NCBI's taxonomy places the organism in Eukaryota, Viridiplantae, Streptophyta, Magnoliopsida, Malpighiales, Salicaceae. Bases 303 to 854 code for a protein of 183 amino acids. The transcript has a single exon. The record is from RefSeq and is a predicted model, not a curated record.
CAUGAAAAUUAAAUAAAAAGGGAUUCUGCAGCAUCCAACAUCUUAAAAUAUUCAUGAAAAAUCUAGGUCGUUCAGACUCUUGUCUCUCUAAUCGUGUGGCCGCUGAGCAGCAUUUUCCCUGGUCCACACACAUUUUCCCACACUUUUCUAGAGAUAAUCUGAGAAUCAUAUAAAAAGGAAACCUAUGGCAUUCUUAGCUUCACCAUAGCAGAUAGUGCAAGCUCAUCGCCUUACUUAAUUCCACAACUUGUAAGUUCUCUUCAGCCUUGUUUUAGCUAGCACUUGUUUUAGCCUUCAUCAUCAUGGCACCAAACAGAGAAACACUAGUUGACUCUUACUCAAAGAGUGGUAACAAAGCCCACACGCCCCGUAGACUUUCAAUGGAAAAUCUCCAAAGAACGAUAUCUGACAUCUCAUUUGAACUCAGCAAGGAAGGAGUUGAUCAUCAUGCGAAGCUCGCACCGAUUUCUGAGAUAGAAGAUGCCAAGUGUGAGUGCUGUGACAUGUGUGAAGAGUGCACCCCUGAGUACAUAAAACGAGUGCGAGACAAGUUCUCAGGGAAAUUGGUUUGUGGGUUAUGUGCAGAAGCAGUUAGUCAGGAAAUGGAGAAAAAUGGAGGCAAUAAAGAAGAGGCCUUGAACGAGCACAUGAAUGCAUGCGUAAGGUUUAAUAGGUUUGGGAGGGCAUAUCCUGUCUUGUCCCAAGCUGAAGCCAUGAGGGAGAUGCUAAAAAAGAGUGCAAGUCUUCGAGCCAAGUCCAUUAGUCCUAGAGAUAGAGGUGGUCACCAGAAGGGUACUCCGGGCAUUGCAAGGAGCUCUAGUUGUAUUCCAUCAUUCACAAAGGUAGAUCACUGACCGGAGAAUGAUCAAUUGAGCUCUUUUAUGGAAGUGAUCCGGUUCAUUUAGGAUUGUAUUUCUGUCCACAGUCUUGGAGCUUGCUUAAAACCAUAUUGAGUCUUCUUUAGUUUGCAAACAAGACUCUUCUUUCCUCUAUAAACCACUUCGGCUGAUAUAUGUAGACUUCUUCCUUCAAGUUACAAUAAAGAAAUAUUAUUUUGACAUCUAGGUAUUCAAGAAGCAAGUUUUAGGUAACCAUUAUCCUAUGAUUAUUGUAAGCUUCAUAACUGAGACCCUUUUAUACUGAAACAUUUCACAACGAGUAUGGCCUUGAACCAUAGUUAU